Molecule: messenger RNA, 1518 nt
Organism: Lachancea nothofagi CBS 11611
Lineage: Eukaryota; Fungi; Ascomycota; Saccharomycetes; Saccharomycetales; Saccharomycetaceae
Source: the annotation of a GenBank genome assembly
AUGCGGAAGCGUAUUCAUAUUGACAACACUAUUGAGUUUUUACGCGGCAGAGUAUACCUUGGUGCUUUUGACCACACUCCGCAAGACACAGAUGAGAUAGUCUUCUUUACAGUGGAAGACAUUUUGUUUUACAAUAGGUUUCAUUUGGACUUUGGACCGCUACAUAUAGGUCAUCUAUAUCGCUUCGCUGUUAUUUUCCAUGAGAUAUUGAACGACUCAGAUAACUCUGGCAAAGCGGUAGUGUUUUAUUCCUCGACGUCAACUCGCCAACGAGCCAACUCGGCUUGUAUGCUCUGCUGUUACAUGCUUCUAGUGCAAGGAUGGACGCCACACCAGGUUCUUCAGCCGCUAGCGCAAGUAGAUCCACCCUUCAUGCCGUUUAGAGAUGCUGGCUAUUCGAACGCGGAUUUUGAAAUUUCUAUACAAGACGUAAUCUACGGAAUCUGGAGAGCGAAAGAAAAAGGGCUAGUGAACUUGAACACAUUUGAGCUUGAAACCUACGAGAAAUUUGAACGAGUCGAAAACGGUGACUUUAAUGUAUUGACACCUGAUUUCAUAGCGUUCGCUUCGCCAGAAGAAGAUUCUCGUCACAAAACGAGCACUUCAAAGUCUCAAUUGAAUGGUCCCUUCCGCUCAGUGCUCAAGUUCUUUUCGGAAAAUAACGUUCAACUAGUUGUUAGACUGAACUCGCAUCUUUAUAAUAAAAAACAUUUCGAGGAUUUGGGUAUUGGCCAUGUUGAUCUAAUUUUCGAGGAUGGUUCAUGUCCAGAUAUGUCGAUAGUCCACAAUUUUGUGGGUGCUGCCGAAACAAUCAUUAAUCAGGGAGGAAAGAUUGCAGUACACUGUAAAGCGGGACUAGGAAGAACAGGCUGUCUAAUUGGUGCUCAUCUAAUUUACACGUAUGGUUUUACGGCCAACGAAUGCAUAGGCUUUUUAAGGUUCAUUAGGCCAGGCAUGGUGGUGGGUCCUCAACAGCACUGGUUAUAUUUGAAUCAACAUACUUUUAGAGAGUGGAAGUACACCAUGAGGUUAGGUCUUGAACCGAGUGAAGUUGUUGGUGAUCUUUUCCCCCUUGUUAGUAUUGACGAAUAUCGGCGUCAAAAGAAGACUAGAAAAUCUAUCAAGAAGCAUGCAGACCACAACGUGAGUGAUUACACGGUAGACGAUCAUACGAUAACACCUCCAGGAUCGGCACAAAAAAGGCAACUGCAAACGACAGCCGCAGUACCGCAAAACUCUCCAGGCCAGCCUCGGAAAGGUCAAAAUGGAAGUAAUAGAGUUGAAAACAUUAAGGACUUGAAAGAAACGCCUGUGGAAAACAACAGUGAUGAUGAGUCCAUGCAAGUUGACAGUAGCCAGGGCAGUGCAACUAGACGUGGUGGGCCGACGUCGGCUGAAGAUGAUGCUGUCUUGCGACAAUUACUACCAAAGAACAAGCGAGCCGUAUCAAGUGGGACUGGGAGAAGAUCAGCCAGUGGGCCCGGUAUAAGGAAGGUCUCUGGUACUGUUAAGAGGUAA